Molecule: messenger RNA, 1991 nt
Organism: Botrytis deweyae
Lineage: Eukaryota; Fungi; Ascomycota; Leotiomycetes; Helotiales; Sclerotiniaceae
Exons: 3
Coding region: 108-890 (260 amino acids)
Molecular function (GO): oxygen binding; heme binding
Source: RefSeq, a predicted model, not a curated record
ACUCCAUUGCUACCCAAGAUGUCUGUAUUUCUCAAACUAUCUAGUCUCCUAUAUAUUCAUGAUUGCUAUUUAAUUCCACGUCUACACACAUUUUACGACACACAAUCAUGGAUUCAAGAUCUAGACUACAUAUAGAUCGAAAGGAGCUUUACACAGAUCUAGAAACACGAAUCCAUUAUCUACACUCUUUUCUUGACUUCAGUUCACGAGACAUAGAGGCCCUCAUUUAUGGCUCAAAAUACAUCAAACAACUCAUACCAGCCGUCGUGAAUAUCGUAUACAGAAAACUUCUUCAAUAUGAUAUUACAUCACGUGCUUUUACCUCUCGCAGCACAAGCUAUGAGGGUCCGCUAGACGAACUGCCGGAUGAGAACAGUCCUCAAAUCUUACACAGGAAGAUGUUUCUGAGAGGCUAUCUCCAGAAACUCUGUUCGGAUCCAAGCCAAAUGGAAUUCUGGGAGUACCUCGACAAAGUCGGGAUGAUGCACGUAGGACGUGGUCGAAGACAUCCUCUUCAUGUGGAAUAUGUACACAUAGGAGUUUGCUUGGGUUUUGUGCAGGAUAUUAUUUUCGAGGCGGUCCUCUCGCACCCGAAAUUGAGGAUGGAGAAAAAGAUAGCGAUGGUGAAAGCGAUUGGGAAAGUGUUGUGGAUUCAAAACGAUCUUUUUGCAAAAUGGUAUGUGAGAGAUGGUGAUGAGUUUGCUGGGGAGAUGGAGGAGGUGAUGGUGGAGAGGGAAGGCUGGUUGAAGGGGAAGAAAGUCAUUGAUGGAGAGGAUAAGUCGGAAGCCGAAGGCGAAGGGAGUGGCGAAAAGACGCCCACCGAGGAUGAGAAAAUGAAGCAAGCCCCAGCUUCUUGUCCAUUCUCUGGGUCCCAGGUCAAGAAAGAAUGAUAAUCUCCUCAAUCUUUAAAUACCAGUGGUAUAGUUUGAGACUCUCCUCUUGAAAUAUUGUGCCAGCACAUCUCGAAGCCUAUUGGAAGGAAGAAACUAGAGAGGUCUCUCCUUGAAAUACCAGACUAUUCCAUCCAAGUACCCCAGUACACCAGAACACCAAGGGAGGUAGCACAGAUAAACCAUGAAAAGUCCACCCAACUUCCCUCAAACUAGGAAUAUUUUUCUCUGUCCAUAUGCACAAUUUCAUGAUUUGACCGUUUAGUUAUCAAGUCAUUUUGCACCGUCUCAUGAAAACCAAGAUUUGAUCAACGAUCAUAUCGAUGCUUCAAGCAGUACAAUUCAUCUAAUGCUACGUUUCCGCUGCAUCUCUCGUCUUCCAGAAUUUAUUAACCCUUGUAUCAUCAAGUUAUCCCUCUCGAUUCAUUCCGCGAACUCCAAGAUUUAAUCCGUCUAGCUGAUUUCUAUUGAGCCCUUCCUAUCUUCUUCACUCGGUAAAAAGAUCCUUGUUGACAUCGUCGUUUACGCUCAUAGAUAAUCUCAAUCAAGAGGUCCAGAGUGCGAUGGGAAAAGAAUCUGAAAACACAUCGAAACAUGUGUCACAGCUUACGAAUUAAGGGAGACAGAACUGUCAAAGAUCCAAUCGGAUUUAUAGUCAUAUAACGAAAACCAUAUCCAUGAGUCUGAUACCGCGCCAGAGAUAGCAAAACUAUGGGAGAAAGAAACAUAGAGAGAGAAAGUGUAAGGCAACACAGUCAAAAGGUAGGGACCAGAUAUAUCACAGACAGGAGAAUACUCACCGAUGAUCUGGAGUAUGGUCGACGUGCUAGCUAAUGCUGCUUAAUGAGUUACAUUAAAACAAGGCAGUAAGACCACAUUAUUGUAAUCUUACUAGUGGUGAGGAAGGGGGUUGCGCUAGAAAUGAAAGGAGAAUAUCGAUCAGUAUUGCAGUGGGGUUUAGGUUAGCGAGGGGGUACGUCCAAUCCGGGUCGAGGGAUCUUUUUGUACGCGCAGAUACCGUGGUAUACCUACGUAGAUACUUUUCUUUUACUACCUAACCUAUCUAACCUACCUUCAUAUACACAGAUUCUCAAUCAUCCC